AUGUCGAAGGGCAUGAGGACAUGCUUUGAAAGACACCCUCCACCCACCUGGGCCAGCUUGCCGAGCUGUGGAACUACGUUUAAGAUGAACCGAAGAGUGAUCUCGACUGCCGGGAUCCCAAGAAAGAACCCUCGACUGCACAGGAAGCCACUUCAGUUCACGAUGCUCAUCAACCCUUGCUCACUUCAGUUUGAUCCCCCUCCAACUGGAUCCGUAAUAGAAUCAAAACACUGUUUGUUGUUCCAUCGAUCGCCAGCUAUGUGGCACUCCUUCGGGUCCGCCUUCCAUCCCGCUUCAGUGUCAGAGUCAGAGUCAACACUCCAAGACGAGCGGCCCGGACAAACUGCCCCUGCUGAUGAGCGAGCACCUGGCCACUGA
Puccinia graminis f. sp. tritici CRL 75-36-700-3 is the source of this 378-nucleotide messenger RNA. RefSeq lists its product as uncharacterized. Bases 1 to 378 code for a protein of 125 amino acids. The record is from RefSeq and is a predicted model, not a curated record. The transcript has a single exon. Lineage: Eukaryota; Fungi; Basidiomycota; Pucciniomycetes; Pucciniales; Pucciniaceae.